This is a messenger RNA of Fusarium verticillioides 7600, 2033 nucleotides long. RefSeq lists its product as hypothetical. The coding region runs from base 150 to 1793 and encodes 547 amino acids. NCBI's taxonomy places the organism in Eukaryota, Fungi, Ascomycota, Sordariomycetes, Hypocreales, Nectriaceae. The transcript has 6 exons. The record is from RefSeq and is a predicted model, not a curated record.
UGUUUCUACUUCAUCGUAUUCAAGUACUCAUAUCAAGCUUUAUCAAGACUAGUAGUUUCGUUAUCUUUGACCUCACGAGCCACAGAGAUACUCUACUUUAUCCGUUCAUCACUCUUCGAACCCUUACCACGUUUAUUCAAACAACCACCAUGGCGGUCUCUCGCAAUGGCAGCAGUAAUACCGCUCACGUCAAUAUGAUGACGGACAGCGUUAUCGCGAACCUACCACCUGAUGGCCUGAGAGUUAUCAUCCGCUCACUACUGGCAUCUCACCCUAAUAUCACUACCAGCUUCGAAGAUGCAACGCGACAAUACCUUGCUCAGGCCCAGACAAAGUCGUCAAAGUCCCAGUUUGACAGUCUUGAUAUUGGGGGAUUGGAAAAAGCCCAGAAGAUAGCUCGCUGUAUGCUUGGGUCUGGGCAAGCUUUCGAUGGUGUUUCUAUUCUCGACAAAUUGGUUGUUCGUGGUAUUCAGAUCGCUCUUGGCUCACCAGAAACAGAGAAACAGAGGGUCGAGUCACUCCUAGCUUCUUUGGAUGGCGAUUUGGUCCAAGCAAUGACGGCGGUGACAAAGAAGCUUGCUGUGAGCUCGGGGGCACGAGCGCUGUCUUCGAGAGAACAGGGCAUCAUUCAAGGACUGUUCGAGUCUCUUGCUCAGUGUCAAGAGAUGCUGAAAGACACAGGCAUAGACUUUCCUUAUGAGAGGGGGAUGCUCACGACGGCAAAGAUCUUGGGCGUUGCUUUGCCGGACUCGCAAGAAACAAGAUUGAACAAGGUGCCUUCGAAUAUUGCACGGCCUCAGCCCUCUAAUGAAACCUUCCAACUCGGUGAUAGAACACUGCCUCGCAUUUUCUCAGGCCUAUGGCAGAUGUCGAGUCCAGCUUGGGGCUCUGCACAAAUGUGUGAAAUCAUCAAGGGAUUUUCGACGCAUGUUCAAACUGGAUUUACUGCGUUCGAUAUGGCAGACCACUAUGGUGACGCUGAAGUUCUCUACGGCCGUUUUCGGUCGACCUAUCCCUAUAAGGAUGACAUGUUUACUGCAACGAAGUACUGCGUGUUUCAUCCGAUGACUGUUUCCCGAGAAGCGGUGCAAGCUAACGUCAGCGAGAGGUGUAGCAGACUACAGCAAGAGGUGAUAGAUCUGCUUCAGUUUCAUUGGCAACUUUGGGAUAAUCCCCAGUAUAUCGACGCGCUACAAUAUUUGGCAGAAGAUAAACGAGUGGCCCGAAUUGGUCUGUGUAACUUUGAUACAGAACAUCUUGAGCGAGUCGUCGAAAGCGGUGUCAAGAUAUAUACGAACCAGGUCCAGUUCUCAUUAAUUGACUCGAGGCCGACUUUCAAGAUGGCAGAUGCGUGCUCGAGACAUGACAUCAAGCUGUUAACAUAUGGAACUCUGUGCGGCGGAUUCAUCGCAGACAAGUGGCUCAAUCAACCAGAACCCGAUGUCUACGAUAUCAACAUUACUCCCAGCCAGAGAAAGUACUACGGAAUGAUAUGCAGCUGGGGCGGCUGGGAUCUCUUCCAAGAGCUUCUCAGCGUCCUUCGCACCAUCGCGACAAAGCACAAAGUCAACAUCUCCAACAUAGCUACACGCUGGGUCUUAGACUUCCCUUAUGUUGGAGCAGUCAUCAUUGGUGCAAGGAUUGGCAUGAGUGAGCAUACAAACGACAAUGCUACUACUCUCGGCUGGAGGUUGGAUGAUGACGAUCGCAGGCUGAUUGAAGAGGUUUUGGAGCGGAGUAACAGAGCCGAGAUGUUUGAGACCAUGGGCGAUUGCGGUAAUGAAUACCGAUGAGAAACGCGUCAGUAAGUGGAGAUAUCAGUUCAGCAGUGGUUCCGUGUUACCAAAAUGGGAUGGGAGGGCAUAUGUAACGUCUGAUUUAUGAGCCAUCCACCUCGUGCAUGCAUACCGCCCAGUCGAGACUGGCAAGCUGAACUCAUACAAUACAGUCCCUGUGUGAAGCGGGGUUGCUUCGGUCAAUCUUCAUAGAUAUUCCGUACCUUCAAUGCACCUGCCUUGGCAACGAUUCUCAAA